Molecule: messenger RNA, 948 nt
Organism: Racocetra fulgida
Lineage: Eukaryota; Fungi; Glomeromycota; Glomeromycetes; Diversisporales; Gigasporaceae
Source: the annotation of a GenBank genome assembly
GUAUGCAAACGUUGGAGAAAUUUUGCUAGUGAUCCCAUCAUAUGGAAAAGAAAAUGCCUCGAAUUAGCCUAUCAUGACAUUAAUCCGAUAAAAUCACCUUCCAAUCCUGUCUUAUGGUAUUCUUUAUAUCGUAAACUUUUUAAACGCGAAAACAAUUGGGAAAGUGGACGUGUUCAAACUGUUGAUUAUCUAAAAGGACAUUCUAGCCGAAUUUUUUUUGUAGCAAUUAAGGAUGGAAUGGCUGUCAGUCUCGCUUGGGAUAGAACUAUGCGAUUUUGGGAUGUUGAGCGGGGUCUCUGCUUAUCUGCUAUAUUAUUAAACCAUAUGGCAGAAGAAGUAGAUUUUUUGCCAAAGAAAUGGGUAGUUGCUGUAUCCUUUCGGAUGGAGUUUGUUCACGUGUAUAAUCUUCGUGAAGGAAAUUCCAAAGUGGUGCUCGCAAGUCCUAAACGAGUUCCACUUAAUUGUGUGAAUAUAGGAGAAGAAAUCUUAAUUUCUGGUUCGGACGAUGGGAUAAUUAACGUUUGGGACUGGCGUUCUACCAAAUUGGAAUGGAUUCUAUGUGCCACCCAAGACUUUAUUUAUCUUUUAAAGUGGCAAUUUGUACCGGAUACAUUGGAGAUAGAUGUAACAAAACCACCUACUUUCAAUUGGAAAAUGGAUGCACCUGCUGUAGUUCCAUGGUGCGGAUGCCUUGCUGGUAAAGGUCGUUCUGUUUUAAGCAAUUGUUCAUCAACUGGGCCUAUCUGCGUUGUGAAACCUGGUGGUAACGUCAAAUUUUUAACUGAACCUGGUCAAGGUGUCGAUUCUCUUAAGGGUUUUAAAUUGUUAACUUUGACUGAACAACCUACCUUUAUGGAUGUUGACGAUCGUUUUUUAUUGAUCGGAACAAAACAAGGAAAAUUGAUUCGUUGUGGAUUUGAUGAUACACAAUUACCUCUUGUAGAAUAA